This is a messenger RNA of Tuber aestivum (summer truffle), 3747 nucleotides long. The record is from the annotation of a GenBank genome assembly. Lineage: Eukaryota; Fungi; Ascomycota; Pezizomycetes; Pezizales; Tuberaceae.
GCCGCGGAAAUGUGGUGACAAAGGGUAUUCUGAGAGCUCUCAUCUCGCUGGCGGCCCUCACAGCGCUGGUACUCGUGUUCUACAGCUAUUCAUCUCCGCCAAUUCCUCGCCCACAUGUUGGCGGGUAGGGAGGCCAAUUCGUCCAACCAAAGACCGGUGGCUCCCUAAAUGGUGUCGACCCCUUACUCAACCCCGAGAAGGGACUUCCAUGAAAGCUGUGGGGGCCCGGCGAGGAAGAUAGAAUAUCGGUGACAUUACUAUCGCUGGUAAGAAACAAUGAACCCGAGGGGAUGGUUCCCGCAAUGAGGGACCUGGAGAGAACUUCCAAUCACAAAUGCAAUUACCCCUGGACCUUCUUCAACCAUGCGGAGUUCUCCCAGGAGUUUAGGGAGAGGACACAGGCGGAGACCAAGGCCGAGUGCAGAUACGGUUAGCUUUCGUCCUAUCUCUACGGCGUUGCUUUUGCUCUUCUCCCCCUAUAGAGGCUGACGGUGGGUUCAAUCGUGUGGCGUAGAGGUUAUCUCAAAGGACCAUUGGGCAAUCCCUUCCUGGACCAACAACGAUCUCAUGGCAGAGUCUGCCAAGCUGCUGGAAGAGAAGAAGGUCCAUUACUCCCGACUCAAGAGCUAUCAUCAAAUGUGCCGGUGGAACUCUGAAAGGUUUCACGAUCACCCUGCAUUGAAGGAUAUCCGGCGGUACUGGCGUGUUGAGCCCAAAGUGGAGUAUGUUAUUCCCGCACCGAAUCCCUUCCGGCCCCGGUUGCGAAGACGUGAAACAGCUUCUUCUGCGAUGUGGAUUACGACGUGUUCAAGUACAUGGACCCCAACAACAAACAUACGGUUUCGUCAUCAAGAUCUGCGACCCUCCCGAAUCCAUUGAGACUCUAUGGCCACAUACACUCGAGUUCCUGGCGGAGAACCCGGACUACUUGCACCCGAAAUACGCCAUGGCCUGGCUGACGGAUUCCAAGAACAGGCCAGACCAUCAAAAGUCUCGGUACUGGACCUGCCAUUUCCGGAGUAAUUUCGAGAUUGCGGACAUGAACCUUUGGAGGAGCAAAAAGUACAGGGAUUACUUUGAUCACCUGGACCGUCCCGGUGGAUUCUUUUACGAGCGAUGGGGUGAUGCGCCUGUCCGCAGCAUCGCCCUUGGAUUAAUAGAGGACAAGAACAGGAUUCACUGGUAGGAUCCAGCUGCCGCGCAAGAGCUUGGAUCGCUCUGGGAGCAAAGCCUAACAGUUACAGGUUCCGGGAUAUCGUUACCAACACAUACCACACUUGAAUAGCCCCUCGUCACCAAAGUGCAGCUGUUGCGAGGCGGGCCGAUUUACGGACGGAACAGGUCUCGACCAGGAAGAGUGUAGAGCAAAUUCGUUCGAGUUUGCGCACAUGGAUUAUACUGUUGAAUUUCUGGAGAGGGAAAAGAAAGAAAAACCAAUAUUGAAGCUCUCUCCUCGUUAUCCACAUUGUAAUUGUUGGCCCCCGAUGUCUGCUUUUUUUUUUCCUUUGUUUUUUUUAUGGAUUUAUUUCAUUUUUUGGAGGGGGCGAGAGGCUCACCACGGCAUUGAAUAGGAUUUUUCGGUAUUUCUUUUUUUUCUUACGUUUUUUUAUCCUUUUUGUAUCGAAGCAUGAUGGCACGAUUUUGCAUCAGGUGCGGAGGGGGGGAAGUAUCACACGGUACUCAUUGUCGAGGGUAUUAGAAUUCUACAUCAUAUGACGGAUAAGCUGGGUGUCUGUAGACCUUUUUUCUUUUACAAACCAUUUUCUAGAAUACUGGUACUCAAGUUGCGAUGCGUGGUAUGCUAUCCACAUACCGCUAUCCGUCCUUCAAUCCAUCCUCGUACUUGGGUACGGUACUGCACAAUCCCACCCUGCGCCCGAACCAGUGCCGGCUCGGGGGUUGGUACUGUAUGAUGAUAGCAUAUGCCGCCUGUAGCACCAUCCUCGUACAAUACCAGCAGCAACAGUACGAUCACUAAAAACAAAAAAUAAAGGUCUAUCAUCAAAGUUACCCAGCAAGUCACCGAAAAAACGAAAACAUUACAGAGUCACAGUAACUCGAUGCGAGCCUAUCCACAGACAAAACGCGCCACCCCCCGUUUCCCGCGCAAACCACCAAUCUUCCACAAGCGCCUAUACAUGAUAGCAACAAAGGAAUGAGAGAGAGCCCAACCCGGAGAUUUACAUGGUCGAUUCUUUUCUUUUUUUCCAGGUUACUACUAUACAGGAACCACAAUGAUUCCAUCAUAUAGAAAACCGAAAACCCCCACCGUAAAUGGGAGAGAUGGGGUCUCGAAACACACGCCAAGACGGUCAGUUCUUACGACAAAUUAUGGUGGAUACCGGUAUGGGAUGUUGCAUUCAAGCCGCGACGAACUACGGCAUGCAGAAUACUAUGGGUAUCUAAAUUUGCGAUGCAUAGACCAUUGGUACUCUAGCUCCGGCCAGGUCGGAUCCACGCCCCCUCCGCCCCACCGACCACCCAUCCGUCAGAAUUCUGGACUGUCAGCAAACCUAAAUUAUUGAAAAAGGUUCGUGCUCUAUGUACAGUACACCCGUCCGUAUACCACGUCUGUCCGGCUGUCCGGCUGUCUAUUGGCCAACGUAAUCACCGCCAGAGUUUUCCAGGAAAGGGUAUUUGCUUCGGGGGAACCUUUUCCUUCCUUCCUUCCUUCUUUCUUUCUAACCGGUACAGCACAAUACGGUACAGUAGUAUCAUACGACACAAAAUUAUGGGAAAAACCUAGGUAUGAUACUUUACGUUUCCUUUGUUUUGUUUUUGUUUUUCGUUUUUGCCCGGGGUGCACAGUACUGUAUAGUAUUAUAAUAACGGUUAUGAGUGAGUACCAUAGUGUGCGGUCAAAAAAAAAAAGCAACUCAUCAUCCUCCCAUCAUAUAAAUAAUACGGUUGCGAGUAGAGUAGAGUACCGUACUAUGAUAUCUUACUAUGUCGUAUAUACCAAACGUGCAGAUAAAGGCGCAGUGUUAACAAUCAUUGUCAAUCUACGCUGUCAGAUGAGUGUGGCUGUGUUAGAACCUACACAUUGGCCUGCAACAACAAAAAUUUUAUUUUAGCAUAGCCAGAUAGAUAGCGUUCUAGAACAUACUCUAAAUAGCUUAGGAAAUAUUUUCCAAACUCCAAUGACCUCUGUAGGCUGUUUUACGACGAGAGGGUAAUGUAUCUUGAAAAUAAAUUUCUUUUCAUAGAAACCUACUAGAGCCUUCUAGCUAUCUGAAGAACCUGAUUUCAAAUCAAUAGAUCAUAUGUGUCAUGAAUUAUAACUAAGUAAGGUAGAUUUCAGAUGUCUUAAGAUUCUAAGCUAUCUAUUAUUGGAUUUCACACCUAACUGAAAUAGGAGUUAGGGGUUUCACAUGGAAAGCCAUAGUGGGUAUUAGUUAUUAUGUUUACCUGUUGUAAAGAGAGCUCCCUGAGGAAGAUGGAUCUUAAGAAUGUGACCACAUCAAAAUUCAAAUUGCUCGAAGACAGUACUUGUAACCGGAGCUGGUACUUGGAUACUUAGUUUGUUUUAUGUUUUGUUUUAAGUAUCGGUUGAUACUUAGUUUGUUUUAUGUUUUGUUUUAAGUAUUAGUUGAUACUUGGUUAUUUUUAUGCUUUGAUUGAGUAAGAACGUGAGUGAGAAUUCAUGAUAAUACUCAAACACAUGUACUUAAAAAGACUGCCAUUUUCCACUCUGGAAACGGCAGACUUCAACAGAUGGUAUUUUUAAUAUACUUAGUUGAAUGGUUA